AUGGGCAGAAAACUAUUGGUAAACCCAGUAGAGCUGGAAAAGAAGUUAUUAAUGUAUGUUAAAACUUUGUUUAUUAAUGGAAAAUUGCAUUAUAGAAGUCUAGCGUGGACUGAAAUAAGCAAUGAAAUGAACAACGUUGUCAAACCUUAUAGUUUAUAUUUGAUUGUGUCUCAAAAUCUAUUCAACAUUUUGAAUAAUUUAAAGAAAAAUUUUUUUCCACUAGAAACAUCUUAUGACGAUUGUGAAAAUAGUAAUCCAAAAUAUGAAUCGAAUACGGAAAGCAGUACUACAUCGGACUAUGAGACAGAUUCAGAUUCAGAACUAAAAAAAAAUAUCGUGUUAGAUUUAGACAUUCCAUAUGAUACAUAUUUCAAAAUGAAACCUAUAAAUGUACAGUAUGGUAAAGGUAAUAAGGAAAGAAAUGAUAGGGUUUUAAAACCAGGAACGUGGACAGAUUUAAUAUUUGAAGAAAUUUAUAAAAAGUUCAAGUUACCAUGCUCUUUUAUAUUUAAAAGGUGUAAAAUUUAUCCAACUUCGGAUAGUAUGUUCCUUAAAAUUUUAACUUAA
Molecule: messenger RNA, 567 nt
Organism: Macrosiphum euphorbiae (potato aphid)
Lineage: Eukaryota; Metazoa; Arthropoda; Insecta; Hemiptera; Aphididae
Source: the annotation of a GenBank genome assembly